UUUCUGAACGACGACGGCACAUAAAUGUCAUUGUCAAUAAAAGUCAAAAUAGAAAAUUAACCUAAUAGGUAGAUAUAAAUUAUUUUUAUUGCAAUCAAAAUAAACAGAAAAUAUGAGUGUAACUCUACGCCUAGGUUUAAUUAACAAAGUUGUGGCCCGAGCACUUAGCAGCACUGUUGUGUUGAGUACAAAAGAAUGGCGUGUAGCACGAGGUCUGCCAGUUAACCGCAAUGCUGAAGGGAUUCUUACCGACGGUCCGGACUAUACAUUGGACGGAAGACCAACACCGCUUCUGCACAAACAAAAGCUGAGGAUGUUACGACAGAGACAAUAUGCAGAACAAAUAGUACAACUUUUCGAACUGGACUUUGCAAAGGAAAGAUACCAGAAGAUGCAACUAGCGAAGGAACAAGAGAAACAACAGAUCUUAUCGGAUCGGCUGAAGCCCAAAGGAUCCGCUUUGUAUAGGAAAAAGUAAUAUGUUAGUAGUGUAUAUGAUAGUUAUAAAUAUAUGUAGUUGUAAUUGAA
This is a messenger RNA of Manduca sexta (tobacco hornworm), 528 nucleotides long. Its product is annotated as 39S ribosomal protein L52, mitochondrial-like. Lineage: Eukaryota; Metazoa; Arthropoda; Insecta; Lepidoptera; Sphingidae. Gene Ontology annotation, biological process: mitochondrial translation. Gene Ontology annotation, molecular function: structural constituent of ribosome. Gene Ontology annotation, cellular component: mitochondrial large ribosomal subunit. The record is from RefSeq and is a predicted model, not a curated record.